AACAUUGAACAGAUUCCCAACUCUUGUAGGACAGGAGACGCCUCAAACACAGCGCGCACAGGACGCAUGGUCCCCAGCCCGGGGCACCCCUGCGCCAGCAUGGCCCAGACAGGUGUCUCCCUCUGCUUCCCCUGGUACCUCGCCUCUGCCCCGACGGCCACCUUGCUCUUCAGCCUGGUCCUCGCCUCCUUCCACUUGUCCUGCUGCGCAGAAGCCAGCAGCGUCAACUCAACCCUGAGUAUACACCACCCAGACCCUGGGACCCUGGAGCAGUGUGCCAACGUCGACUUCUGCCCACUAGCCUCCCUGUGCUGCCGAGCUUCAGUGGAUGAAUACGGCUGGAUUGCGGCAGCGGUCGGCUGGAGCCUCUGGUUCCUCACCCUCAUCCUGCUCUGUGUGGACAAACUCAUGAAGCUAACUCCAGACGAGCCCAAAGACCUGGAAGCCUGAGCACGGAGCUGGGGGGGGGGGGCCGGGGGGAGCAACGCUGGCUAUUCCCACGCGCGCAUGGAUAACAGGGAGCGGGAGGAGCUUUCUAGAAGCAGGGCUUUUGUCGCUUUAAAGUCAUUUGCUCCUCUAA
Molecule: messenger RNA, 580 nt
Organism: Mesocricetus auratus (golden hamster)
Lineage: Eukaryota; Metazoa; Chordata; Mammalia; Rodentia; Cricetidae
Gene: Tmem213
Product: transmembrane protein 213
Exons: 3
Coding region: 67-450 (127 amino acids)
Source: RefSeq, a predicted model, not a curated record